Molecule: messenger RNA, 6509 nt
Organism: Nematolebias whitei (Rio pearlfish)
Lineage: Eukaryota; Metazoa; Chordata; Actinopteri; Cyprinodontiformes; Rivulidae
Gene: rlf
Product: RLF zinc finger
Exons: 10
Coding region: 22-6042 (2006 amino acids)
Biological process (GO): regulation of transcription by RNA polymerase II
Cellular component (GO): nucleus
Molecular function (GO): DNA binding; DNA-binding transcription factor activity, RNA polymerase II-specific
Source: RefSeq, a predicted model, not a curated record
GCGCCGAGGCGGAGAGCGAAGAUGGCGGAGGGCGUCGAAGCGGAGCACGAAUGGAGCGACUGGGCCUUGGAUACGGCCGGAAACAGUGUGAUGGCAGUGGAGACGCUGCUGGCAACACUGAGAGCUUUCGAAGACGUACUUAGACAGCAGGAAAUAUCCGUUGCGUCUUCCACGGAGUACUGUGACAACUUCUGCCAGGCACUGAUGCACUAUGCUGGGAGCAGGAACUCCAUGGAGCAUGGUCUGCCUCUUUUAGAGGUGUACUGCCUGUCCAUAAACUGCUUUGCAGCAGCCAGAUCCCACCUGACCGCAGACUCCGACAGAGUCACCCUUGUUUUAAAGAGACUUGCUUUGAGCUGUUUUGAGUUGUUGCUGUCGGUGCCUGAGAACGAAAUCCCUUUUGAAGCCUGGCUUCAGUUCCACCAGUCAGUUCAGAUUACACAUGAUACGUUGUUACAAUAUGGAAGCACCGACCUCCAAGCUCUACUUCAAAUCACAGGAGAGGGUGGGGCAUGGAUCAACCCAGUCCUUACUGCACUCCUCACUGGCCAGUCUACCAACCCAGAGGAAGUUGAUGCUUACAUAAGCUUGGAGGGUGAGGGCUUCAUGGAGAUGCGGGUGAAACAUCUGGAGAAAAUGGGCGAAGUUGCCAAAGCUGUGGUUUUGGCCAAAGCUUGCACCGAAUGCAGCUUCAUUCCCAACCAAGCAACGUUUCGUCAGACGUACGUGUCACUGCUUUGUCACCUGCUCCCGAAUGAAGAAGCCAUAAUGGAGAUAUCUCGACUAGACUGUAAGGAUGUACUGGACAUCACAUCUAAUUUGGAGACGGAGGGCGAGGAGAAUACAGCCUUCAUCCUGUGCACAACUUACCUAACACAGCAGCUGCAGCAGCAGAGUCUUUACUGCUCCUGGGAAUUGAUGUUGCUGUGGAGUAAACUUCAAAAGAAACUGGACCCCUCGUUGAUGUCUCUUCUGGAGCGAUGCCUUCAGCUUGGUGCCAUUGCCAAAACUGUCCAACAUUUACUUUACCUGGUCCGUGUUAUUCAGACAGAGGCGGAGAACCAGGGGGUACCUGCCUCAGUCGAACUUUGUGUCAAAGCUCUACAACUUCCAAAGCAAGAAGACUCAGAAACGAGAACGUCUGUAUGUAAAACAGUGUCCUGCCUUCUUCCAAGUGAUCUUGAAGUAUUGCGUGCCUGUCAGCUCACAGAGUUCCUCAUUGGCUCCAGCCAGGAAGCCUUCACCUGUCUCGAGGAGCUCUACUUACGCCCAGACCAAAAGUAUGACCAGGAAAAUGAGGUCAUUCCCAACUCGCUACGCUGUGAGUUGUUACUAGCACUAAAAGCUUACUGGCCUUUUGACCCUGAAUUUUGGGACUGGAAAACUCUUAAGUAUCACUGCAUAUCCCUUCUUGGCUUGAGACCGGAGUCAGAGGAGGAAGAUGAAGAGGAGGUAGACAAACAAGAGAAGAUUGAUCAACAAGAGCUGCAGGGAGCUGCAGUUAAAGUAGAACCUGAGCACCAAAACAGGGUGAAUGGAGGACUUGACAUUGAUGAUCAUCAAGAUAACAAACCGUUCUCUUACUACAUCAAGAAAGGAAAUGGACUUCAAAGGCCAAAGUUCUGGUGUCAGAUAUGCAAAAGGUCAAUUACAGACAUACAAAUCAUUCACCACUCCAAAAUACAUAUCAAGGAGGACAGUCACCCUUGUCCUGUUUGUUUGGAAAAGUUUAAGGACAGAGAGGACCUUGUUCUCCACAUGAGAAAGCACAUUCGAAAUGAAAUCCGUCUUUCAAAAAACGUGAUAAAAAAGAAGAAUGUACCCAAACAGACAGAAGAGGAGGAUGAUAUUGAACCUGGUGAGAUUCCCGUCGACCCAUCCUUGAUGUUGUAUUACAAAUGCACACAUGAUCCUGAGGUGUUGCAGCACAUCGUACAGCAAACCAAAACCUUGAAAGAGAAGCAUGCAGACGAUGAUGAGCAUGUGACUUUCGAUUACAUGGACAGACACUUCAAACUGCAGAAUCGAGAGGAGUAUCCCUGCCCAGGAACCAACUGCACUCGGACUUUUAAACAUUCCAAGUACCUUUAUGUCCACUUGAAAUCAGACCACAUAGGUGAUGAGAAUGUGAAAUAUUUUCAUCAAGUAAGAGACAAGAGACAAAAGUGUGUGUUUUGCAGACGUCAUUUUAUCUCAGCUUACCAUCACCGCAAGCAUAGAAAGGUUCACUAUGGUGAUCGGCCUUACAUAUGUGUGGUUAUAGGUUGUGGUGCACAGUUUAAGACAACUAAUGGACUCGUUACUCACAAGCAGACCCAUGGCUAUCAGCUGAACUACCAGUGUGAGCUCAACGGCUGUUACGUCACGUACGCUGACUUGGGACAGAUAUAUCACCAUGAGGCACAGCAUUUCAGAGAUGCAGCAUUUACGUGCUGCAGCAAGGGAUGUAAAAAGUUCUACUUAUCCAAAAAGGACUUUAUAAAACAUUUGUCCACACACAAGAUAACUUUCACUGAAGAUGAUUUUGAGGCUCAGAGGAAGGCUAAGCGGAAAUUGUUUAAGCCUGUUGUUCGUGAAGUGACCCCUAACCACAAUGGGACGGUUAAUUCCAUAGGCGUUGCAAAUGGAGGUGUCUUAAACUCUCAGUCAGUGAGUUGUGUUGCCUCUUCGCAAGAAUCUGAUGUCAAAGAGGCCAAGGCAACAAUAACACUGGUGGCCAUGUGCUUUGAUGGAAGUAAGUUCACAUGUGGCUUUGAGAAGUGUGGCAUGACUUUUUCCAGAGCUAGAGAUGUCCAGAGACAUCUGAAGUGUGCUCACCCAGAUCAUCUUAAACUGGAGAACAGGGAGCACAAACAUGACAAGGAGCAGGAACUCGUGUCAAAAGGGAUAAAGACGGAAACUGAGCCAGAGGUUGAGGAAAAGGGGAAAAAUGAGACCUCAACUUCGGUUCUACCUGUGGAGCCUGGCAAAGACAAUAAGGUGUCCGCUCAUUCAAAAGGCAAAGAACCAAACCUUUUAGGCCUUAAUACAAAAUGUGAUGCUCUUAAAGAACUCAUUAUUGGGCUGAGUAAUCUCAGCUUGGACACAUCACCUUCUCACAGUUUGCCCAUUGAGCACCCUCAGCCCACCCCUGUCUCAAAAACAUCACAAAUGUCUCUUCAUCAAGCGAUCAUGGCAAAACCUCCUGUUGUAUUGCUUAAGAAGAGACCACAUCUGUCUGAGGGAAAGAUCAAAGUCCAAACUGAGACAACAUUGCUUAAGAAGAGACCACAACUGUCUGAGGAAAAGGUCAAAGUCCAAACUGAACCAACCUUGCUUAAGAAGAGACUACAACCGUCUGAGGGAAAAGUCAAAGUCAAAAUUGAACCAUUUGAAACUGCUGACAAAAAGGCUAUUGAGUUGUUAGCUUCAGCUAGGCCAUAUAUCUGUAAAAACAAAGGGUGUGGCUUUAAGAGUGGUCAGUCUUACAGCUUACAGCGCCACUAUAACACUGUACAUAGCUACCGUUUAGAAGAAGCCAAAAGAUUGAUACCCUCUUUUCAGCCUUACAAGUGCCAUCUUUGUCCGAAGAGUGUCAGAGAAAAGCGUGUGCUGAAGGUCCACUACUUAAACACCCAUAAAUUAAGUGAGCAUUUGUUAUCCAAAAUAAGCAAUGCAUAUACACAGUAUGAAGGAAGUGAGACACCUACAUGUUCAACAAAGCAAACAUCUCAGCCCUUUAACCGUCACGGGCCAAAAGUUAAGUGUGAAAGCCCUAAACAGGAACACCUGAAUGAGGCAAAUAACUCUAGCGUAGUUGGCAAAAAUGGACAAAACAUUGACAGUCAUUCUCCAUUUGGAGAGGAAGGAGAAGAUAAUGAGCAGAAAGGACAGAAUAAGGACGAGAUGACACAAAAGCUCCGAAAUAGACGAUUGAUGGCCAAAAGUAACAUGUGCUAUAUACUGGAUAAAUUCAGUAAACCUUUUCAUUGUGUGGCGAAAAACUGUGAUGCAGCUUUUAACACCCAAGGAGGCCUUGUACGCCACCUACAAUUAGUGCAUCAUUACAAUCGCUCUCAGCUUUUGUUGGAAAACGAUGGUAAAGUGCAGCAGAGUCCAGAUGUCAGAAAGGAUCCUGCAAAGAAAAGACUUCCCCCAAACUCGGAUGAACCUCAGCCCCAGUUCAAAUGUCACUUUGCUAACUGUAACGCCUCCUACCACCUUAAAAGCAGCCUUGUGCGUCACACUCGUGAUUACCACUCUCAGCCACCUGGGCUAAUAAAGUGCAAAUUUGACGGCUGCUCAAAGGUGUUCAGCCAUAAUGAUGCGCUUAAAAAACAUACACUUUAUAGUCACUGCGAGUACUACGAUUCACUGGUGGUUCGACUACAGAGCAGUCAUAAAAAGUCAGUCACUGGGUGCCAAAAGAAGCUCAUAGUGAUGCCACAGAGGCCCCAGAAAGAAGAAACUAGUUCACCCACUCCACAGGAGAGAUCCAGUGGUCAAGACGUAGCAGCCCAGUCAGAAGAAAAGGGCGACAUAGAUCUUGAGGGAGACUCAAAUGAUAGUUUCAGUCGUUUUGUCCUUAGAUCUCAUGAAGAGGCACUACAGAUGUGUCAAGACCGCUGCAUGCCUGUUGCCCACCCAUGCAUGGUUCAGAACUGCGAUUCUGUUGUCAUAUACAUGCGCAGCUUGCAACGUCACUAUUUGACUGUGCAUCGCAUGCGUCACGAGGAUGUUGUUAAAAAUGGGUUCAAGCUAUUUUUUAAUGCUGAGCAGCUAGAGGAACUGAUUCAAAGGAAAUCAGCCAGACCUCCUGUUACUGAAGUGUCUUCUAACCAAGUUUUUAAAACGGAGUGCGAAGCAGAACUUGAAAACACAGGGGGUGUGUCUUCACCCAAGAGUCACAACUCAGUCAAGACCGAAACACAGGGUGAGGCUAUUCAUGAUCUUCACAGUGCGCUAGAGACAGAAGAGAAUAGCCACAGAUCUCAGACAGUCUCAGAUAAAAAACUGGAUAGUCACGAUCGUCAAAAAGUCUCAGAGAAAGAAGAGGAUAGUCAUGAUCUUCAAAGAGUCUCAGAGAAGGAAGAAAAAAAUCACGAUUCUCAGAAAAACUCAGAGAAAAAAGAAAAACGUUAUCCUCGGAAAGUCUCAGAUAAAAAAGAGGAUAGUCACAAUCUUCAAAAAUUCUUUGAGAACGAAAAGAAAAGUUGCAAUCCUCAGAAAGUCUCAGAGACAGAGGGGAAAUUUUCCAAUCCUCAAAAAGUACCCCCAAAAGAGGAGGAGCUUCUACCUACUGAGAGAAAUGAUACCCUUGUUGCAGAUGAGGUACUUCCUGGUGAAGCAAGCACAGCUGGUCCCACUGAGGUUUCGGCUGCAGCGCUACAGAGAACUCCAAAACAGGAACAGAAAUCAAACCUUGAGAAAUUCAUACCUCUUCUUCGUCCAGUCACUGUUGACCUUUCACCUCCAUAUUCACUACGCUUGGUUUCCGAGGAGAGCUUCCAAAACGCACCAAGUAACAAAGAUAACAGCAAAAUCUUAAAUGGAUCAGCCUUGGUGACCUCUCCUCCUGUUCGCCAGCCGCUCAAACGGAAAAACGAACUGUCCGAACAGCCUUUAAAUGUAAAAGAAACCCGGCCAAACAGUCCUCCUUGCCUUUUCGACAUUGCUGCCUAUAAGCCAAUGGGCUUUGAGGCCUCUUUCUUGAAGUUCAUACAAGAAACGACGACUCCAGUAGAGAAAGAAGCACCUGUGAAACGGCGAGAUAGGCGCAGCUGCUCUGUUAAGGAGAACAAUCAGCUAGGAAUCUCUCACACCCGCAGUAGACGUACUCAUUCCCCACUGGUGAAGUCCCGCGCUGUAACUGGGAGCUUCACGUCGGUACAAAACUUGAAGUCCAUCCUGGACAAGGCCCUGGCUGGGUGUGGGGACCUGGCCAUAAAACAGCUUCAGUAUCUCAGACCGGUGGUGGUUCUGGGAAGACCAGUGUGCACCGCCACCCUUUCUGACCUCUUCCCAUCUGAAACCAACAACAGCAAACAGCUUCUCGGAAGUUAAACUGAGCACCUUUUAAACUUGGCUGUGGACUAUGGACAGUGUAUCAGUAUUUUUAUUUCUUCCAAAAACUGGUAUGCUUUUGUUGUUUUUAACUCAAAAGUUUUGUAGAAAUUAGCAUAAUACAAAAUAAGCCUGUACAGCCCACAUCAGAGCUGUCUGACAGUAUUUUAGCUUUUGAUUCUGAACACAGUCACAUAAUACUGAAUAUGUUGAUUCACAAUCUCAAAUGUAUAUAAACUCCAGCCCUCGCAGAUAAAUGUUUAGAUCUAAAGAUUGUUAAGAAGGAUCAUGAGCAUGAUGCCAAGCCUUUUCACUUGUGAAAAUGACAAAAACAUUUCCUUCAAAGUUCUCGAGGAAUACAUUUGGUAUUUUUCACAUGACUUUAUAUGAAAACAGUGUUUGGCUUCAUAUGUUUGGUGGAGGAAAUGUAUGUAACCCUUUUUAGAAAAAUAAAUGUGAUAAUCAGG